Rhea pennata is the source of this 2055-nucleotide messenger RNA. It is a transcript of the gene IL17RE, whose product is annotated as interleukin 17 receptor E. Gene Ontology annotation, molecular function: interleukin-17 receptor activity. The coding region runs from base 1 to 2055 and encodes 684 amino acids. The record is from RefSeq and is a predicted model, not a curated record. The transcript is spliced from 15 exons. Lineage: Eukaryota; Metazoa; Chordata; Aves; Rheiformes; Rheidae.
AUGGGGCGGCCGGAGCCCUGCGCGCUGCUGCUCGCCGCCGCCGCCGCGCUCCUCGCCGCCGCCGCUGCCGCCGCCGUCACCGUCACCCGCCUCCGGGUCUCCGCCAACUUCGAGUGCCGCGCCAGCGCCGACAGCACGCUGAGCAGGCCCCGGUGCCGCCGGGCCGCCCGGGCCGGGCCGCCGCUGGAGCCGCCCGCCCUGGUGCUGAGCACGGCCCGCCUGUGCCAGCCCUCGCAGCCGUGCCAGCCGUGCCUGCGGGUGCGCCUGGCCCUCCCCGCCGCAGGGCUCGGCGGCGUCCGCGGGCUGCAGCUCAACUUCCUGGAGCUGGACUCCAACAGGGCCGGCUGGCUGCAGGUGUGGAGGCGGCGCGGGGCGCGGGGCGGCGAGCCGUGGCGGCUGCAGUUCGACUGCUUCCCCGCGGAGAGCGGGCGGCAGGUCCUCGUCUCCCUGCGCACCAUCCCCGACCGCGGCUUGGCCCUCAGCCGGAGCCGCCUGGUCGCCGCCGAGCCGCCGGGACCCGCGUUCACCCACGCCUGGGUGCCCGAGGUGCGGGCUAUCGAGGUGUCCGUGCCCCACGGCCCUGCCCUGAUGGUGCGGCUGUGCCACCAGCUGGCCCUGGAGUGCGAGGAGCUGCCCAGGCCCUUCCACCGGCAGGUCCUGGUGCCGGGGGGCCGGGCCGUCCUGCUGCCGUACGAGUUCCUGGUGCCCUGCCUGUGCAUUGAGGCCUCCUACCUGCACCGCGACAGCCUGCGCAGCAAGAAGUGCCCAUUCCGGGAGCAGCCGGCGGCCUACGGCCCCGAGCUGUGGUCCUCGGUGCGCUUCCACGACCACAGCGCCAGCGGCAAGGACCAGAUGGCGAUGGUGCUGAGCGCCAGCUGCCCGCUGCGCCCCCGGGCCACGCUGUGCUGGAGGGAGGCGGCCGCCGGCGCGGCGCCCUGCCACGACAUCCCCAACUCCACGGCCAGCGAGGGGGAGCAGACCUACACCCUGGACGAGGUGGACGUGCACCCCCAGCUCUGCUUCAGGUUCUCCUUGGGGAACAGCAGCCACGUGGAGUGCCCCCGCCGGCCAGAGACUGCCUGGAACGCGUCGGCGAGCGUCCGGGGGCCGCAGCUGCGCCUGCGCCUCGCCUCCAGCAUCCCGGCCUCCUUCAGCGCGGCGCUGUGCGAGCCGCGGGGCGGGCGGUGCGAGCCCCGCUCCCCCGUCUACACGGUGACGCCGGCGCAGGGCUCUGCCCGCGGGGAGCUGGCGCUGCUGCUGCCGACGUGGCUGCCGGGCGGCUGCGUGCUGGUGUGGCGCUCGGACGUGCGCUUUGCCGGGAAGCAGCUGCUCUGCCCUGACGUCUCUCGCAGGCGCGUGGGGCUGCUGGCGCCGGCGCUGGCGGCCGCCGCGCUGCUGCUGCUGCUGCUGCUGCUGCCGCCGUGCUGCGGCGCCGGCGCCCGGGCUCCAGCGGGCGGCGAGGGCGGCCGCGCGGCGCCGGGGCCGGUGCUGCUGCUGUACUCGCCCGACUCGGAGGAGCACCUGGGGCUGGUGUGCGCCUUGGCGGAGCUGCUGCGCGCCGCGCUGGGCUGCGAGGUGCGCCUGGACCUGUGGGAGGCGGGCGGCGUGGGGCGCGCCGGGGGGCUGCCCUGGCUCUACGCCCAGCGGGGCCGCGUGGGGCGCGAGCGCGGCACCGUGCUGCUGCUCUGGAGCCGCGGCAGCGCCCGGCUCUUUCGGCUGUGGCGGGGCGGCGGGGCGCCCCACGACGCCCACGACGUCUUCGGCGCCGCCAUGGCCUGCCUGCACGGGGAGCUGGGGGCGGCGGGCGGCGCGGGGCGGCCCGGCGGCUGGGUGCUGGCUUACUUCAGCCGGCGCUGCAGCCCCCGCGACGUGCCGCGGCCCCUGCGGCCCCUGCCCACCUACCGCCUGCCCCGGGAGCUGCCCCGGCUCCUGGGUGCCCUGCGCGGCUCCCCCCGGGCCGCCCGCCGCCCCCAGCGCCUCCCGUGCCCGCCGCGCGAGCCGGCGGCGAGCCCCGGCGCCGCGGAGCAGCCCCCCGGCGCGGCUCACGGCACCUGA